Tarenaya hassleriana is the source of this 1084-nucleotide messenger RNA. RefSeq names its product eukaryotic translation initiation factor 3 subunit F. Gene Ontology annotation, cellular component: eukaryotic translation initiation factor 3 complex, eIF3m. The transcript has 6 exons. Gene Ontology annotation, biological process: translational initiation. NCBI's taxonomy places the organism in Eukaryota, Viridiplantae, Streptophyta, Magnoliopsida, Brassicales, Cleomaceae. The coding region runs from base 69 to 947 and encodes 292 amino acids. Gene Ontology annotation, molecular function: translation initiation factor activity; translation initiation factor binding; metallopeptidase activity. The record is from RefSeq and is a predicted model, not a curated record.
CCCCGGGAAACCCUAACGCCUCAACGUCUCGCGCCUUCGUCCUUCUCGCGAUUCCCAGAAGGUUGACAAUGGCCGUGUCGAGCGAGCACACCGUGUUGCAGUUCGCGGCUCCGUCUGGGGUUGCGGAAUCGGCGGCGGCGGUGCUAUCGGCGAGGGUUCACCCGCUUGUGAUCUUUAACAUCUGCGACUGCUUCGUGAGACGUCCUGACCAAGCCGAGCGCGUCAUCGGCACUCUCCUCGGAUCUGUCCUACCCGACGGAACCGUCGAUAUCCGCAAUUCUUACGCCGUACCUCACAACGAAUCUACCGAGCAGGUUGCUUUGGAUAUCGAUUACCAUCACAACAUGUUAGCAUCUCACCUAAAGGUGAACCCGAAGGAAGUUAUUGUUGGCUGGUAUUCUACUGGCGUUGGGGUCACUGGUGGUAGUGCACUGAUCCAUGAUUUCUAUUCUAGAGAGGUUCCCAACCCUAUUCACCUCACUGUGGACACAGGGUUCUCCAAUGGGGAGGGUACCAUUAAGGCUUACGUUUCAGUAAAUCUUUCACUUGGCGACCAGCAACUUGCUGCACAAUUUCAAGAGAUUCCUCUUGAUCUCCGUAUGGUUGAAGCUGAGAGAGUUGGAUUUGACCUCCUCAAGAACACAGCAGUAGACAAACUCCCGAGCGAUUUGGAAGGAAUGGAGCUUACAAUGGAAAGGCUAAUAGCUCUAAUCAACGAUGUAUACAAAUACGUCGACAAUGUCGAAGGACGAACAUCUGCAGAUAACAAAAUAGGACGAUGUAUUGCAGAUGCGGUAGCUUCCCUUCCGAAAUUUCCACCACAGGCCUUUGAUAAGCUCGUGAAUGACAGCCUUCAGGACCAGUUGUUGUUGUUGUAUCUUUCGAGCAUAACCAGGACGCAGCUCAGCCUGGCCGAGAAGCUUAACACAGCUGCCCAAUUGCUGUAAUCUCUCUCUCUCUCUCUUUUGUGCGUACGGAACAGAUACAUUCGACGAGUCGAAUGCAAUCUUUGUUACGGUCUGAGUAAAAUAUUGUUCCAUAAAGAAUGGCCAUUUUAUAAAGCAACCAUCUUUAUGAUCACCUA